AUGUAUGACAACAUCUCUGAUUUCACAAGAUAUGAUGACGACCAUGACCCCGAACACGGUGAAGAAGAAGUUUUACAAACAUCCAUUAAGACAGGAAAGGUUUUAACACAAAGUCUCAUUAUUGACACCAAAGAUGGCGAAGUGGACGUUCUUCAAGAGCUGAAGAAAAAUACUUCUUCGGGAGGUGGUGGUAGGCAUGAACUUGAAAUAAAUGAGAUAGAAGAGAAAUUAGCCGAAAAAGCAGAUAAAAACCACGUUCAUUAUAUAACUUCAGACGAACAGAUUAUAACGGACUACCAUGGAUAUUUAACACGAACUGAAGAAGUGAAGACGGAAGACCCCAAUGAAAGAAGAUAUAAAUACAUUCGUGCUAAAGGUUAUGACAUAAGCUGUACUGUACAGUAUGACACGGGUAAAGCACCAGAAGCAUUUAGUUAUAACGAUGAAAUUUAUGCCUCUACUUUCUCUGUUAAAGGUGUAUUAGUUGAACCAAGAUUUACUUUGAGAGUUAAGUCAAAAAUAACGUUUGAAGAUGCUAUUAAAAGUAAAGCUGACAAAGUUGAACUCGAAGCAAUGAACAAAGUUUUGAAAUCUCAUAAACACAACAUCUCCGAUAUAAAUGAACUUCAAGCUACAUUAGACAGUAAAGCCGACAAGAACCAUACACAUAAAUUCUUCACUACUGUUAGAGCAGACGACAUAAUAUUGAACUAUACCCUUGGUUCAAGUGCACCUUUAGAGAAUCCAAGUACAAGCGUAAAAGAUACACUAAACUCCUUAAAUAGUAAAUGUAUGAACAUUGAAGGUCAUGCCAGAAACUUUGAAACCCAUGAACUACCAGC
This is a messenger RNA of Trichomonas vaginalis G3, 842 nucleotides long. RefSeq names its product keratin-associated protein family. Lineage: Eukaryota; Parabasalia; Trichomonadida; Trichomonadidae. The annotation marks the transcript as partial. The record is from RefSeq and is a predicted model, not a curated record. The transcript has a single exon.